AUGUCUUCAACAGCGAUCCAAAGCCGGACGACAGCCAAUAGCACCCCGAUCGAGAGGGGCAGGUAUGGCCAAUACUACAGCCCCGUGAUGGAGGCCGAUGCAAUGCGCGUUAUAGUCACUGAACAAUGCGCCAUGAAUCCCGCAAAGGCUGCCGUUCUUCUCCAGAUCGCCGCAAAGGGCGUGGGCAAGGGCGUAUCAGACCAUAGCAGCUUCACCAAACGGCCCAUCGAACGCGCCCGCCGGAGUCUCGUUUACAUAUACUGUAUGAGCUUCGGCACGACCGCCGAACGCAGACGAAUCACGGACGCGACGCACCGCGCGCACAUGCGCGUUAAGGGAGCAGACUAUGACGCCGACGACGUGGACCUCCAACUCUGGGUUGCUGCUACGAUCUACUGGUCCAUGGUCCAUGGGUACGAGGAGGUAUACGGUCCUCUUGGCGAGGAUUUCGCCGACCAGGUCUACAAGGAGUUCUCAGUUAUGGCUACUGGUCUGCGUGUCCCGCCUGAUAAGUGGCCCAGGGACCGUAAGGAGUUCAAGGAGUAUUGGGAUCGGACUAUCGAUGAACUUGAGGUCACGGAUGAGGCUAGGGCUGUGGCUAAGGAUGUUAUGUAUCCCGGUCAGAACUUGACUUGGGGUGUUUGGAUACUUGCCAAGCUGCUAGGGCCUAUGCAGCGUGUUGCUACUGUUGAGUAUCUGCCGGAGAGAAUCAGGAACAAGCUUGGGUUCCCGUCUACAUCCUAUACUCGCAUCAUGUAUUGGCUCAAAUCGUCUGUUGAUAGGGCUGUGUAUCCGUGGAUGCCACAGUUUGUUCGGCAUUUUUCGAGGAAUUACUACAUGGCCGAUUUCCGUGCUCGCUUGGCAAGGGGAGCUGGGAUAUGA
This is a messenger RNA of Penicillium verhagenii, 882 nucleotides long. RefSeq names its product oxygenase MpaB family protein. NCBI's taxonomy places the organism in Eukaryota, Fungi, Ascomycota, Eurotiomycetes, Eurotiales, Aspergillaceae. The transcript has a single exon. Gene Ontology annotation, molecular function: oxidoreductase activity. The record is from RefSeq and is a predicted model, not a curated record. Bases 1 to 882 code for a protein of 293 amino acids.